AUGGCCGAGAUCCGUCGCAAGCUCGUCAUCGUCGGCGAUGGUGCCUGCGGUAAGACUUGUCUGCUCAUUGUUUUCUCCAAGGGCACCUUCCCCGAGGUCUACGUCCCCACCGUCUUCGAGAACUACGUCGCCGAUGUCGAGGUUGACAACAAGCACGUUGAGCUUGCUCUUUGGGAUACGGCUGGCCAGGAAGAUUACGACCGUCUCCGUCCCCUGUCAUACCCCGACUCACAUGUUAUCCUGAUCUGUUUCGCCGUGGACUCUCCCGACUCUCUCGACAACGUUCAGGAGAAGUGGAUUUCCGAGGUCCUGCACUUCUGCCAGGGUCUCCCCAUUAUCCUGGUUGGUUGCAAGAAGGAUCUGCGCGAGGACCGCAAGACUAUUGAUGAGCUCGCCAAGACUUCCCAGCGUCCCGUCUCUGCUGAGCAGGGUGAGGAGGUCCGCAAGAAGAUCGGUGCCUACAAGUACCUCGAGUGCUCUGCCCGCACCAACGAGGGUGUCCGCGAAGUUUUCGAGGCUGCCACUCGCGCUGCCCUCCUCAAGGCCCAGAAGGGCAAGAGCGGCCGCAAGAAGGGAGGCUGCCUCAUUCUGUAA
Molecule: messenger RNA, 594 nt
Organism: Penicillium nucicola
Lineage: Eukaryota; Fungi; Ascomycota; Eurotiomycetes; Eurotiales; Aspergillaceae
Gene: rho1
Product: Rho family GTPase RHO1
Exons: 5
Coding region: 1-594 (197 amino acids)
Biological process (GO): small GTPase-mediated signal transduction
Molecular function (GO): GTP binding; GTPase activity
Source: RefSeq, a predicted model, not a curated record